CCGUGAAGCACAGUACUGAUGACGUUGGGUGGAAUGACCAAUCGGAAGGCGCUGCCCUUUGGAGACAAACCAUUUUACUUGUAGUGUCUGCAUCAAGUCUGAAAGCAAGGACUCAAUUUUAACAGAAACCACCUUAAAAUCUCUGCCUUAACGUAUACCCACCUUCCGCCACAUUGAGUAAGAAUAUCAGAGGAGAAGGAAAAAAGACGCCGCGGGAAAAUUCGGGUGUUAAUAGGACAAGAUCUUUUCGCUGAGGACAGAGAGACAACAGCACAGCGAGAUAACCCAUUUGGACUUGAGAGAGGGGGUGAGUGCUCUCAAGGCAGAAAAUUUGAUGAUGACCAUGACUACGAUGGCUGACGGUCUGGAUGCUCAGGACUCGUCCAAGUCUGCUUUCAUGGAGUUUGGUCAGCAAUCUCACUCACAGCAGAGCUCACCGUCGAUGGCCGCCAGCCACUACCCGCUACACUGUCUCCAUUCCGGGUCGCACUCUCACCAUCAGCACGAUAACUCUCCGUACCCCGGCACGAAUUCUUACAACAGGUCGCUACCUUACUCCUACGUGAGCCAUCCCCACCACAGCCCGUACCUACCGUCUUACCACAACAAUACUGGCGGUCAGACUAGAAUAGACAGCACAGAGCAGCAGAAGACGACAGUGAUUGAAAAUGGAGAAAUUCGUUUCAAUGGGAAAGGCAAGAAAAUUCGUAAACCUCGGACGAUUUAUUCUAGUUUGCAGCUUCAAGCUUUAAAUCACCGAUUUCAGCAAACACAGUACCUCGCAUUACCAGAACGCGCCGAGCUGGCUGCUUCCCUUGGCCUGACACAGACACAGGUAAAGAUAUGGUUCCAGAAUAAGAGGUCAAAGUUCAAGAAGCUGUUGAAGCAAGGCGGCAAUCCGCACGAGAGCGACCCUAUGCCUGGUUCCAUCGCCCUCUCUCCACGCUCUCCAGCAAUUCCGCCAAUAUGGGACGUGUCGGCGUCCAGCAAAGGAGUAAACAUGCCGGCUAACAGCUACAUGCCCGGGUAUUCCCACUGGUAUUCCUCCCCACAUCAAGAGUCAAUGCAGAGAUAGACUGCUCGGAUGGGAAGGCCGGAGGCCUGACUGGAGAGCGCCGAGUCUGAAUCGUUUCACCUGCACAAUUGAUUUCCGUCAGCCUCGAAACUAAAUCCUGUCUCGCUCGAGGACAGACCCCUCGCAGACAGGCUUGGCUGCUCUGCGCGUGAAGGAUAACAGAGAACAAGACUCUCUAAUGUGGCACGCGGCAUAGGGACUAACCGUAUUAUCUUACCUAUGGCUGUUCAGUGGGAUUGCCUUUGUUAUGCUUUCAUUCAUCUGACUGUCAAUAUACCAAAUCUGUGGCAUUCAGCGAUUUGAGCAAGGACUGCACAUUCACGCGUUCAUACUGGUGGAACCCUAUGCCGUGAUAUAUUGAUGGAACUCUUUACUGCUCCUUGAAUGGUUAUUUCUCAAACAUGCAAAACAAAGCAAUUUGUCUGUCUGUAAAUAUAUUCUGCGACUUCAGCUGUACAUACACUUUUUAUGUUUUGUCAAAUGGAGUAAACCAUGACUCAAAAUGACGUCUCCUGUUCUAUACUGAAACAUUUAGUGUAUUUCUCAUUUCAAGAAAUGGUCCAUCUCCACAGUC
Messenger RNA from Hypomesus transpacificus, 1649 nucleotides. RefSeq names its product distal-less homeobox 6a (gene dlx6a). The record is from RefSeq and is a predicted model, not a curated record. NCBI's taxonomy places the organism in Eukaryota, Metazoa, Chordata, Actinopteri, Osmeriformes, Osmeridae. The transcript has 3 exons. The coding region runs from base 335 to 1075 and encodes 246 amino acids. Gene Ontology annotation, biological process: cell differentiation; embryo development; regulation of transcription by RNA polymerase II. Gene Ontology annotation, molecular function: DNA-binding transcription factor activity, RNA polymerase II-specific; RNA polymerase II cis-regulatory region sequence-specific DNA binding.